UUCUUAUUCUGGUCAUGCACUGUCGCUCGCUUGCAACGUUAUAAGUGAGGGAGGUUGUUUCAACUUAAUGUACAUAAUCACGAUCUGUUCUUUUUAACGACUCGACAAAGUGCCUUAAGCUACUUCGACCAUGGCAGGGAUUUCCACGUGUAAUUCCCAAUGAAGGAACUGGAUCGUCCGCUCCUCGAGGGCCAAUCUGCUCUGUGUUACGGACUUCUUCGCUCUCAAACCCAAACGAAUGGACGGCUACCGUGAAGAAUGAAGCGCUCAUCAACUAACAGUUGCCUCGAGAGUUUUCAAGGUAUGAUCAACAUGGAGCAACGCCGUCUUUUCUGCAACCUGUGCUGAGUCAUCAUCAAUAAUGGCGAGGAGUGGACAGAAACGUCGACGCCGAAUCUUCUCGGCCGCGACGAGAUCAACACAAGCGACCGCGGGCUGGCCCAUCCGUCCUUGCGCGUCGGGGCAGCCGAAUGCCGGAGAGGAAAUCGCCACCGACCCUCGCCCGCGAGGUCUCUUUCUCUUCUUCGUCCGCAGGCGAGCUUCCUGAAAGCGAUCAACGUGGAGAUUGAGGGAUUGGGGAUUUCGAUUCGGCGACAAUACAAGGUUCAUUCUGAGCGACGUUACUUUCUCGCACUUAUAUUGGCACUUGUCUACUGACGAGGAGGAGAAGUAAAUGUAUCACAUACUCUCCUUACUCUUCAUCGUGCUUUUAGGGCGAUGGAUGGACGGGCGUUGAUUACGCAAGUUAAAUGCAAUGUCUCUGCCCCCUGCGUGUUCAGCCACUGCCGCUACAAGGUUAAGCGACUCUGUAUACGAACUUCACAAGCCAGGAGUUGAAUCACUGCUGGACGUUGUACUCUUUCAUGGCCUACAAUCGUCACACACCUCUGUAGCUCACUUAUCAACAUGGACGUCACGCGGUUGUCAAAAGGAAGUAUGGCCGAUGACCUGGCUCCCGGAAGAGUUCCCUGGAGCUCGGAUUCUGUCUGUCAAUUACGAUGCUUGUAUCACAACAUCGGCAGAGCAUGGAAGAUUAGACCUCUACUGCACAGCCGAAAAUUUGAUGAUAAAUCUUAUAUCUGCAAAGGUGGGGCAGGAUCCCUUGCGUCCAGUUAUACUUGUCGGUCACAGUUACGGAGGCUUGGUGAUAAAACAAAUGUGCCUCCAAGCGCACCUCAGCGAAAGCUUGCACCUCUCUAAGGAACAAAUGGCUGGAUUUCUGAACUGCGUCAAAGGAAUCUUCUUCUAUGGAACGCCCCAUCACGGAAUGUCAUCUUUCUUCAGUCCGAAUGGAACACACCUGAAAGAUGCUAGCCCUCUAGUGGACUAUGUGAAGCUGCUUUGCGCACAAUCAGCUCGCCUUCAUCAAGAUUUUGAUGCUUUACGGCUGUCCUACAAGUGGAGCAUUGCUGGAGUCGGAGAAUCGAAACCUACUAGGUUUACUAUUACCGAAGCGGGGUCUCAAGAUGAUCUUGCAGUUAGCUGUGAGAUGAUAGUAGAAGAGGCUUCAGCUCGGUACGGUGACUUCAGUAUGGAGCGUGAGGAUCAUGUCACCCUCUGCCAGCCCGAGAGCAGGACUUCAAAUACUUACACACGUCUGACAGCGUUCAUUCAAAGUAUUGAUGACAAUAAGGUGAAUUGGAGGAGGUCUCUUGAUAUUCUCCAGAGUGUGCCGAAGAUGGCAAUGAGCCUACGUUCUCACCUCUUCGAAGAGGUUCGAAACAUUUUACGCACAUUUCAAACAGUGGGUCUUUGCGGAAUGGGCGGUAUAGGGAAAACAACUUUCGCGAAACUGUUGUUCAACGAGUUGUGUGCUGAAUUUGAGUACACUUGUUUCGUGCUGAAAGGAGAUUACAUGGCAAUAAAACGCGGAGUGUAUUCGUCUAUGUAUCACCAUGGCAAACAGGUUGCAGGAAUUGGAAACGAGAAGUGGAAGCUGACUGCUUUGAGGCAGAAGACACUUCUUCUCGUCCUGGAUGAUAUUGACAAUGAUAGCCAUGUUGAAGUUCUCCAUUACAUAUCUUCGUUGAAUGAUUGUGCGAACAGUCGUUACAUUGUUACUUCCCGAGAUAAAGACAUUCUCAACAGGUCGGAUGCAUACGUGUUCGACGUGAAACUCUUGAAUCACAAGAGCUCCAAAGAGUUAUUUAUGAGCUACGCAUUUCCUUAUCCGACAGAACCGAAUCCAUCAUUGACAGGAUGUGUAGACAAGAUCAUCACAAAAUGUAACGGACUACCGUUAACCCUAGAGGUGAUGGGCAAGUAUCUGCGGAGGAGAGAGAGUGAAAGCAUAUGGAGGCAAUGUCUCGACGCUUUGGAUGAGGCAGAUAACGUAAACGGUUUGGACGAACAGUUGUGGAAAAAAUUGAGAGUGAGCUACGACCGUCUAAGUAGUCAGGAAAAAGAAAUAUUCCUUGAUGCUGCAUCUUUCUUCAACGAUUUCACCUGGAACCUGCGAGAAGCUAAAUCUUGCUGGCGUGUGCUCUAUGGCCGCGAACAUCUCCGAUGGCAGACUCUGGUAGAUAUAUCUCUCGUUUACGAUGAAGACGAAGCAGAACAUAUACAAAUGCAUGAGCAGUUGAGGUCUGUGGGAAUUAGACUGGCUUGUGGUUGGGGAACAGGUGGCAGAUGUAGGACUUGGACUGAGAAAAAUGUCCCCUCGAUGUUUAAUUCCUCAAACUACGAUGACAGGAUUGCAAAACGACAACUCUAUUCAAGUGAUACAAGUCCUUGUUCACCCAGCAGUGGUAUGGAAACGCAUAUUGAGGAGGUCAUCGCGCUACGACUUGAAGACUCAAUGCCCCUCAACUGGAGAGAUAUUUGCCAGAUGAAGAACCUGCGAUAUUUGGAUUCCGAGAAGGAGUUGAUGUUGGAUGAAGAAGGUGGCAAGCUUCCAAAGAACUUGGUUCUUCUUCGAUGGCGUGGAAAAGUGGACAGUGUUUAUGACCUGGUGUUCAGAGGUUUUGCGGGCCAAUUGGUUGUUCUGGACUUGAAAGCACCUCUCACAUGUUUGCCAACAACCAUCAGCGAGUUCCGAAACCUUGAAGUUCUGAAAUUGGAAGGCUGCCUCUUCCAAAGUCUCCCCGAAACGUUCGGACAACUUCCCAGGCUUCGUCAUUUGACAUUUAGAAAUUGCGGUAGACUUCGUUCACUCCCCGAAGCUUUCGUACGGCUCACGGAGCUGCAGUCUUUAGAGCUUCGAUUCUGUUCUAAUUUUGAAAAAUUUCCCGCUCCGAUGGAGCAGCUCCCCAGCAUGGAGUUGUUGAUCAUCGAGGGACAUAAGAUUAUUAAACCCUACAUCGAGAGAUUGGAAUUUGGACAUUUGACAUAUACAUACAUUUGGUCACAGGAGAAAACAGAUUGUUCUCCACAUGUAUUUUUAAUAUUAAAAAAUUAAAAUUCCUUAGCUAUAUAUAGAUAGAUAUCUCAUGAAGAGACGUGAUGGCUGAUCAGAAGAAGAUAAAAAACUCGAAUUUGCGUUUCAUUACUCGAACUCAAAUUCUAGAGAUGAAUCUAGAGGAUAUUCAUUAACUGUUACAGUCCAUUAGUCCGGGAGUGUGAUUGCUACUGAAAGUUGGUCAUCAACUUCUACAGUACGGAUGGUCCAAUAGCUCAGUGACCAUGCUUGUUGGAGUGUGAUAUGUAGGUCAAACACUAAUACCAACUAGACGGCAGAUGUGGACCUCUGAAAAUUGUCAUGUGGAUGCAAAUAUGUACAAAGUUAACCGA
Messenger RNA from Marchantia polymorpha subsp. ruderalis, 3729 nucleotides. The record is from the annotation of a GenBank genome assembly. Lineage: Eukaryota; Viridiplantae; Streptophyta; Marchantiopsida; Marchantiales; Marchantiaceae.